Molecule: messenger RNA, 2152 nt
Organism: Chelmon rostratus (copperband butterflyfish)
Lineage: Eukaryota; Metazoa; Chordata; Actinopteri; Chaetodontiformes; Chaetodontidae
Exons: 2
Coding region: 14-1150 (378 amino acids)
Source: RefSeq, a predicted model, not a curated record
UGGAGAGUGAGCUAUGCCUGCUCUCACACAAACAGAGAGAGCAGAUCAAACCGAUCAGAUGCUUGACGGCAGCAGACUAACAAGGAUGAAGAUGGCAGUAAGACUCAUGAGUUGCUGUGUAGUUCUGCUCCUUGCCCUGACCUCUGAAUCAGCUGUAUGCAAAAAGCUCAAUUCAAUCAGUGAUUUAAAGAAAAUCAACUUUGGCCAAUCUGUGCCCAAACACAGUCUUAUGCUGCUCCACUGGUUUGCCAACGAAGUUGACCUUGACAAUAACAAUGUCAUAUGGCUGACCUUCAACCCAAACAAUGGAGAUUAUGGCUCACAUCAUUAUGGCAACUAUGAGGGGGUGUUGGACCCACUGCCUCGAGGAAACAUCAGAUACCGGUACUACACUGUUGGUAAUCUCUAUCAAGACACGUCCGUGCGACUUCCAUCUUAUGUUGUCAAUUCCCCAAGAGAGUACGCAGGAGGAAACAGGGACAGGAUCAUAAUAAGAGUCCAGGAGCAGAACACAGGACGGGCAGCUUUGCAGAGGAUAGACCAAGUGUACAUCACACAGCAUUAUGACACUUCUGAAGAUCUGGGGACAUCUUAUGAUCCGGAUCAUACCUACCAGAUCACUACUAACCUCUUAAGACAGAUCAGAGAGUUUUCUUUGAGAGACAACCAAAUGCCACUGCUGUAUCUCAGAAACCGCUUCAGAAGUAAUGCUGAUGAUUUAAGCAUCAGAAACACAUGGGGUAAUCUUGCUUGCCUUGGACUGCUCUUGUUUAUUGUGAUCGAGGAAAAGUACUCCUCCAACCAACACAACAACAGACCAGGAAACAGCAACAGACCAGGAAACAGCAACAGACCAGGAAACAGCAACAGACCAGGAAACAGCAACAGACCAGGAAACAGCAACAGACCAGCAAACAACAAUAGACCAGCAAACAACAACAGACCAGGAAACAACAACAGACCAGGAAACAACAACAGACCAGCAAAGAUCAGCAGCAGACGGGAAAUCCACUACAGACCAGAAAACGACUACAGAUCAGAAAGUAGACAAAGUCACUGUGGUUGUUGUGGUUUGGUAAUCUGCUGUUUUUUAGCACUACUUUUGGUUUCGUUAAUAAUUUUUUUGUGCGUCUAUUUUACAAUGAGGUGAGGAGAAACAGGGGAGAGCAAUGCUGCUAGACAUUGUUUAAACCGACGUGUGAGGUGGUGCUUGGAAAGGAUGAUGAGGACCAGCACUACUUAUAAGUCAACUGGGAACAAUGAAGUUAUGCACGGAGCCAGGACAGUGACUUUAAAUUCUGGCAUUGAAAACAAAACCUAAACUGAAAACAGAAACAUUUGUAUUAAAACACCUGUGUUUGAAAAAAAAAAAUAUUGGCAUAGAAAAAAGUUCCACUAAAUGAUCAAUGGUCUGAUAAGGACAGAAUCAGAGAACAGAAUUGAUAAUGUAUCAUUUCAAUCAUGGUUUUGUAUUCCUUCUGUAGUGUUGACAUUGUGUGUUUAUCAAAUCAUACUCAAGUCACUUUUAAUGUCUAAGAGAACUUCCAACUAAAUUAAUGAAUGUGACAAACUUGUUUAUUAUUGAUUAUGCACUUACAAUCUUGUUUUGAUAUUGUUUCCGUUCUGAUGUGACAAUCUUCUUUUUUUUUAUUCAUGUCAGUCUUCUCUCUCUGACAGUUUUCUUUCACACUGACAGUUUCUAUUUAGAGUCACUGCUUUGGUGUGAAGGGGAGGAGCUAGGAGAGUAUGCCAACACGCUUGUGAUCAGAGGCCCCCAGUUAAACCCACUCAUCUCAAACUGUGAACCGUAAAAGGCUGAGAGACUUCAGAAUUUCAGUCUUACCUCGUCAGUCCUCACAUUUCAUUCAGACUACAGGACCAGAGUAAAAACUAUCAGUGAUGAGCACAUCUUAAAGGUGUCGGAAAUAAGUUGGUGUCAUGUUUGCUUGGACUGAAAACCUGCAGACUUUGUACUUGGCUGAUGGAGAGUGCAAACUGCUGUGAUGAACAAAUGAAACAAAUGAAUGAAAGGCUCUAUGGUCUGAUAAGGAAAGUCUUCAUUGAUGAAGUAUUAGCUUUAAAAAAACAGGAGAGUAUUUCACCUGUGUUCUUUCUGUAGUGUGGAAAUUGUGUUUAUUAAACUAUACUGUAU